CUCCUCCAGCUUCAGUCAGUCAGUCAGUAGCGGAUCCUUCUCUCCUUUCCUCCGGGCUGAGGAGCCUUCAUCCCGUCAGGCUCAGUCCCCCCCCCCCACCAUGCGCGCUCCAGCCGCUGCGCUCUCCAUGGUUCUGUUGCUCCACCUGUGGUUCGGACCGGUUCUGUGCGCCGCGGCCAGAAUCCAGCAGCUCAACGAGCGACCGAUCAUCGGUGUUUUAGCACAAGAAAACCUUCCUGAGGACCGCUUUGCUCGUGGUUCCUCCUACAUUGCUGCUUCCUACAUCAAAUUCCUGGAGAGUGCUGGAGCCAGGGUUGUUCCCAUCAGAAUCAAUCGCACAGAAGAAGAAUAUAUAAAGAUAUUCAACUCCAUAAACGGGCUGCUGCUUCCCGGUGGAGACGUCGACAUCCAAACCUCCCAGUUCAGUCGAGCCGCCAGGAUCUUUUACAACUUGGCUUUGAAGGCCAACGAUGCGGGCGAUUACUUUCCUAUCUGGGGGACAUGCCAGGGCUUCCAGCAGCUCUCUGUCCUCACGGCUCGGAAGAAUCUGCUCACCCUGACCAAGACCAAGGCCGUGGCUUUGCCUCUCCUUCUCACUCCAGUGGCCCAAUCCAGUCGCUUAUUCAGGAACUUCCCCAAAGAUGUGCUGCAGUCUCUGGCCAAUGAAAACAUCACCUCCAACUUCCACAGCUGGAGUCUCUCCAUGCAGAACUACAGCCGGAAUGGCAAACUGAAGAGGUUCUACAAAGUUCUGUCCACCAACAGCGACGGAGAGAAAGAGUUCAUCUCCACCAUGGAAGCGUAUCGGUAUCCAUUCUACGCAGUGCAGUGGCAUCCAGAGAAGAGUCCUUUUGAGUGGAUCGAUAAACCAGGCAUGGUUCACACCGUCGCUGCUGUGAGAGUCAGUUUCUACACUGGAAGCUUCUUCGUCUCAGAAGCCAUGAAGAGCCAGCACCGGUUCUCCAAUCCUGCUGAAGAGGACAAAGCUCUUAUCUAUAACUUCUCUCCUGUCUACAGAGGCUCUAACGCCAUCUUUGUUCAGAACUAUUACUUCGAUUGAUGAACGUCGAUGAGGCAUUAAAGGAUCUGGAUCAGAUUGGUCAAAGUUCCUAAAAAACACUUUAAUUAGCUCAACACACACAUCAUUAGAAGAAAGAUUACCAAAGUAUUUUAGAGGAAAUACUCAUAAAAAAAUCCUAAUGACAAAGCAGUAUAGAGCGUAUGCGGGGUCGCCAUCAUCUGACUCAGUGCUAAUGCUAGCAUUAAGCUGAUCAGUCAUUUGAGGUAAAUAUGACAUCAGAACUUAUUAGACCAAUGUAUUUCCAUUUCCUCUUUACUGCCUUUACUCUUUUUUUAAGAAGUCGAAAACCAUCUCAAGCAAAUAUAAAAAAAAUUCAUUUAGUCGAUUUGAGACUUCUGGAACUCCUAUCUUUGAACAAACCAAGCUAGCCCGUUUCAAUCUAUGGCCGUUUCUCAGUAUGUCUACUUUUGUGUUCUCAUGUGCUCGUAAAACAUCAUUAACCUCAGCCCUAGCACUUUUCCAAUUCACAAGAGCAAAAGUCAGAGAACGGACAAGUACCCGGAUGUUGUUCACGCCCCUAUGUCCAGUAUGCAUCAAAGCAGAUUUGUCCAUUCUUGACUUUGAUAGCUGUCCCAGCAUGCACUUCGGCAGCAGCAGCUUCCAAUGAAGCGCUCGCAGAGCUCCGAGUAUUAAGUUAAAACUACUGUUGCACUGAUAUCGAUACCAGUAUCAUGCGGGGCCCCGAUCCAGCACUAAGAUGGUGGUAUCCUAUCGGCGAGUACCAAUAAAUAGGGCACAGAUACCAUUUGAGAGCCAAAAGUUUAUUCAGCUAUUGUCACCCAUUCCAUGUAGGCUAUAC
Cyprinodon tularosa is the source of this 1880-nucleotide messenger RNA. RefSeq names its product zgc:171566. NCBI's taxonomy places the organism in Eukaryota, Metazoa, Chordata, Actinopteri, Cyprinodontiformes, Cyprinodontidae. The record is from RefSeq and is a predicted model, not a curated record. Gene Ontology annotation, biological process: tetrahydrofolylpolyglutamate metabolic process. Gene Ontology annotation, molecular function: gamma-glutamyl-peptidase activity. The transcript is spliced from 9 exons. The coding region runs from base 101 to 1060 and encodes 319 amino acids. Gene Ontology annotation, cellular component: vacuole.